Funneliformis mosseae is the source of this 249-nucleotide messenger RNA. NCBI's taxonomy places the organism in Eukaryota, Fungi, Glomeromycota, Glomeromycetes, Glomerales, Glomeraceae. The record is from the annotation of a GenBank genome assembly.
AUGCGUGAGAAAUUAGGAACUGAAUCAGAGUCUAAGAAAAGAUAUAAAACAGUAUCUUCUACAAAAGAUAUUCCACAAGCUAUUAGUGAGGAUGCUAGUUUACACUAUGCUAUUGCAUUUGAAGAAACUAUUAUUCCUGAUCCCUCACCUGAAAUAGAACAUAGCCGGACAAAAUCUGAAGAAUCAGAGAUUCAAUACUCUGCAUCACCCUCUGCAAACUCUUUACUGGAAGAUGAUAUAUCUAAAUAA